Molecule: messenger RNA, 2817 nt
Organism: Parnassius mnemosyne (clouded apollo)
Lineage: Eukaryota; Metazoa; Arthropoda; Insecta; Lepidoptera; Papilionidae
Source: the annotation of a GenBank genome assembly
AUGAAAGAAAAAUGGCAUUUUAUUUUUUAUCUGAUAUGGUUUUCGUAUUUAAUACUAUCGGCUGUACUUAUGUUUGGACAUGGUUUUCUAUUAUCUAGAAAGACUUUAAACGAUGUUUCAGAUUGUGUAUCACUUAGUAAAAUUGAUUGCGAUGGAAGGGAAAAUACAUUAAAAGGCACUUGCAGUGAUAAUAUAAAAAUUAGGCAUGUGUCGUCAUUUCUUGGUGCGCCCCUGAUUUGUGCUCCUGUUCCCAAUAGAGUGAUUCUAAUAUUGGUAGAUGCUCUUCGCUAUGAUUUUACAGAGUAUAAUCCGAAGUUGGAUAAACCACUGUUUUACCAAAAUCAGCUCACCGUUAUUAAAAAAAUGAUAGAGCAGUGGCCAGAAAGUUCUCGUUUGUAUAGAUUUAUUGCAGAUCCACCUACAACUACACUUCAGCGAGUGAAAGCUUUAGUCACAGGUUCAUUACCUACGUUUAUUGAUGCUAGUUCUAAUUUUGCUGCUAUGGAAUUACAAGAAGACAAUUUGAUUGAUCAGGUAGUAAAAAGUGGAGGUAAAAUAAUACUACUGGGAGAUGACACAUGGUCUCGCUUGCUGCCAGGCAGAUGGCUUAGAUCGCAUGCUUUAUACUCAUUCCAUACUUGGGAUCUUGAUACAGUUGAUAAUGAAGUGGACUCUAAGAUAUAUGAAGAAAUAAAAAAAGAUGAUUGGGAUUUACUUGUGGCGCACUAUCUUGGUGUAGACCAUGCAGGCCAUAGGUAUGGCCCCAAUCAUCCAGAGAUGGCGAGGAAGUUACAGGAAACUAAUGCAAGACUCCAGAAAAUGAUUGAUAUCCUUCCUCCAGAUGUGCUGCUUUAUGUAAUUGGUGAUCAUGGAAUGACAGACUCAGGUGACCAUGGAGGCGAAAGCAAAGCUGAGCGUACUGCAGCGAUGUUUGUAUAUAGAAAGGCAGGUCUUGGUGUAGAAGAAGAAGAUAAAAUUGGGAGGGAAGUGCAGCAGACAGAUCUGGCUCCGACAUUAAGCGCCGCUUUAGGACGACCUCCACCAGCGCCAUCUCUAGGAAACUUAUUGUUUUCAGUAUUACCAAAAAUGUCUCUGCCUAUGACAUUGUUGCACCUCAGUAAUAACUUAAAACAGAUAACAAAAUACCUAGUUCGCUAUGGUGAGGAAUCGCAACAAGUACCUUUAGAUAAACUGGCUUAUCUUAUCAAUACCACAAGAGACCAAAUAGAGAAAGCUGCUAAAAUUGAAAGUGAUCAAGAUCUCAGGAAAUAUGUUUCCGAUGUUAGGAACUUAAUGGAAAAUAUUCGAGUUGUCUUCCGAGAAGUUUGGGUUGAGUUCGAUUCACUGUCCAUGCUCAGAGCCCUGCUUUUGCUCCUGUUAGCCGUUUUCUUUAAUUGGUUGAUUACUGAGGGAAUUCCAUUUGAGCGUAUUUCUAACAUAUUUGCUAGUACUUUUGUGCCAUGUGGUUUAAUAUCAAUGGCGAUCUGCACUUCCGUGUGUUACACAGCAUAUUAUUUCAAUUACAUAGAGGAUCUCGAGCAUUCGAUCAUUUUGAGCACUGGUUUAAUAUCUGGUGGGAUGACGUGUGUGCUAACAAUCAUGCAUUGGGAUGGGAUUACGCAGAGAUGGUACGAAGGCAGGCCAUACUUCUACGAAAGAUUCUCAAGGGCAGCCUUAGUUGCUUCAGCUGUAGUUCUAGUUUCCAACAGUUAUGUCAUUGAAGAAGGGGCGACUCUUUCCUUUCUGUCAUUCACUGUGAUAGGCCUAAUGGCUUGGAACAUCGGUACUCUCAAAGCAUUGGUGUUGUGGAUGGGUUGUGGGAUUGUUUUAGCCGGUACUAGGCUAUACCGUGGUUGCAGGGAAGAGCAAGGUGAUUGUUGGACAGCUGGUGAAGGCAUGCCAACUGGCCAAGCUUCAAGAGCAGCAUUGGUAUUAGCUUUGGGGUCUGUAUCAGCUAUUGUAGCAGUUGCCAGACGUCAUACUGGAUGGCGGGGAUACGGGAUUGCUUUAGGGGGACUACUCGUCUGUGCUCAUUGGGCUGUUGGGUGGGGCUCACUGGGAUCUCCAGCACAAUCAAAACUGUUAGCAAAGUUGGCUUGGCUUGUUCUGGUUGUAAUAUUUAUAUUAAUCUGGAAGAAAGAUGGACGAGGCCCAACAUUACCAUUAAUAAUACUCGGUUUACUCCUCUAUCUUGCUAACGUCCUGGUGCUGGGAGCCAGUUAUGCGCCUGCUGCCGCUUUAUCCCUCCUCUCGGGUUUUUUGGCGCUUAAUGUUGUUUCUUUAUUGAAGACUGAUGGAUCAUCUAAAUAUUCCUUAAAUACGCGUUGUAAUUCAAGCGUGGCAUGUUUAUGGGCUCUGCUAGCCUGUUAUAAUUUCUAUGGUACUGGACAUCACGCAACAUUGAGCCAUAUACGAUGGGCUCCAGUAUUUCAUGCUGGCGACCCAAACUAUGUGUCCUUUGGCCCUGUUAUAACGGUCGUUCUUGUAUCACUCCAUCUAUUUGGUAUGCCAUUAAUGUUUGGAGCAACAGUACCCUUACUCGCGCUAUGGGGGCGAAAUGGGGUGUCCACGUUGGGCUCUCGCACGCAACUCGCAGCUGUGUUUUCUUUAUGUCUCAAAUUCGCGCUCUGCUUCGCAAUCAGGGUGUUUGUCUGCGCUUUAUCGGCAACAAUUCACUGCAGACAUCUAAUGAUAUGGGGAGUUUUUACGCCUAAACUCUUAUUCGAAAGCGGAGCUUGCGUAGCGGCUUUACUUGGCACAAUAAUGGGUAUUAUUCUAACAGUCUGGCAUUUGCCAACACAUCAACGCAAAAGUUGA